GAAGAUUUGGGGCAUGCAACAUGUGGCCAGCAGCCGGGCAAACAACUCGAGCAGCUCCAUCAGAGUUCCGCCAGGGCCAUGUGUGGCAGUGUUGCAGGGGAAGUUGGAUGCCAUUACAGGGCCCUCUAUGAUGUUCGGUGGCUUCGCAUACAACGGCAUCAGCUUCCUAUUCCGCUCUGGGGCUGUCUUGGGGCCCACCUAUGUGGUAGGCAUGGCAGCCAGUUUCUGUUCCGCCCUGUACCUCACCUUCACCAGUGCCAUCAUCGACUUCAAUCUGGCACGCCUCAGUCCCAAGGCCAAGGAAGGCUUUGCCGCAAUGCUUGGAGAGACCCUGAUCUAUGCGCGCAGGAGCUAUGCGCUGUGCCUGGCAAUGUUCAUGAUGGCCUUUACGGUCAUGGGUUACAUCAAGUUAUGGGACUAUGGCUCCCCGCUGUCGGAACAAGGGCCCCUGGGCUGGAAGUAUGGCAUCCUCCAACUCAUUGGUGGCCUCCUGGGGCUGCUAAGUCUGUGGAGGUUGCGGCACACCAUCCGCCUGGAAGCCUCCAGACUCAACGAGGCGCCCAAGGAGGGCGAAGGGGCCAUGGGGUCCCAGGGCCCUAGCCUCUGCAAGGUGAGACAAAUGUUGGCUCAUGCCAAAUUGGGAUCAUCCUCCACAGCUUUUCAGGUGGGGAACGUCUUUUAUGAGGUUCUCUUCUCCGGCGUCAAUCUGCAUGACCCUGCCGCCAAUUUCGCGUACUUUGGCUUUGCAGUCACUACCCUGGUGUUGGGAAGCAUUGCUCUGAUGAUUUCCUGUGAGCUCUUCUUUUCCAUUGAGGAGCUCUCUGAUGGCUUGAAGUGCGUGCUGGCUGAGCGAUUGACCAUCCACUUCCGUCUCAUUCGCAUCCUCUACAUGGCUUCGUUGAUCUCGUGGUUGUGUUCCAUGUUCUUCUCCUCCGAGGUGAAGUAUCCAGAGCUUUGGUGGGCUUCCUUCUCUUGGAGCUGCUGUGGUCUCGUGGUCUUAACAGGGGCCUGUGUCUGGAUGCGUUCAGCGAUGGGUUUUUUCUCCUUCAGCGAAAUGCGGAGUGACAGCAGCCUGGAAGAAGCCAGUGAUGACAGCUGAAUUCGGGGCCGCUUUUUCAACGGCCCAACUUGGCAAGUUGAUUCAUGUCUAGGGCCUAGGGGUCAACGUGGAUCAACCAAUAAAGAUAUGGCCAAAGGAAAUGUGGCCAUUGUUGCUAAACCGCUAAACCAAUUUGAUCAACCUGAUCCAAUUUGCACAUAGGCCAAAGCAUGCCUGAAUAAAGCAAAAACCGGAGGAGUUUUAAAGGGAGCCAUACACAAGGCAUGGACUUCUGAUGCUGAGCUUGAAAGGUGC
Cladocopium goreaui is the source of this 1354-nucleotide messenger RNA. The record is from the annotation of a GenBank genome assembly. NCBI's taxonomy places the organism in Eukaryota, Dinophyceae, Suessiales, Symbiodiniaceae.